This is a messenger RNA of Clupea harengus (Atlantic herring), 978 nucleotides long. RefSeq names its product transmembrane protein 42a (gene tmem42a). The record is from RefSeq and is a predicted model, not a curated record. NCBI's taxonomy places the organism in Eukaryota, Metazoa, Chordata, Actinopteri, Clupeiformes, Clupeidae.
UCCUCGUCUAAAUAUGUCACAAGAGACAACACAGUGCAUUGAUGAGUAAUCUGUUUCAGCACAGUCAUCUACCAUUCAUCAUACGUGACCAGAUGCAAACAGACCAAAUGUGGAACGAAUAGAAUGUUCAUGUGGGACAUGUUACCAACGCCGAGAGGCUUCCUUGGAGCUGUUGCCUCCUCUUCAGCCAAACUGUCACUUGGCGCUGACUACCUCAAAGGUGUGUGUGAAACCGGGCUGAAAACCUGGGCUGGGGAAGAAAGGAUAUUCCAGCAAGAUAAUGAAACUGCUCCAUGCGACUGGCUGCACAUCCCCUUGAGGCUGUUGUGCGGAGGUCUGCUGUUCACCUGUAAUGCCGUGAUGUGGACCUUCUUCGCCAAAGCUCUCAGGCUCUCCUCGUCCUCUGCUCAGGCCACUGUGACCACCACUGCCUCCAACUUCAUAUCCUCUGCAUUCCUUGGGAGGCUGAUAUUUGGGGAGACCCACGCUGCACUCUGGUGGGUCGGCAUCUCUCUCACUCUGUCAGGGCUACUCAUCGUGCAUGGGUCCACAAACCAGGAAUCCCAGCCAACUGUGGCCAAAAAGAUUGAAUGAGACUGUAUGUGAUGAUGAACGCAGCCCUGUUCCUGUAAACCAGCGUGUUCAGAUGGAUACCAAGUGAUCCUCUAAAGGUUCAUUUAAAUAACAAUGUAGUGCAUGGAUUAUUCACAAAGCACAGCACCCUUUGCAGUGCAGUCAGCAUACUGCACCACAAGUAUGCUUGUCAGUGGUGUAGUUGUUGCUGUACUGAUAAGGGUGUGACCUGCACUUUAAGCAAGAGGAAUUUAUAUGAUGCCAUUAACUUGGCCAAGAAUUGAUCCGUACUGUUACGCAAUAUAACACUGAGACCAACAUGAGGGAACAUAUUUACUAUGCACCACACUUGUCAUAAUAUGCAUAACUUUUUAUUUACCUUAAACUUAUUUUGUGGGGUUAAAA